This is a messenger RNA of Ruditapes philippinarum (Manila clam), 3128 nucleotides long. RefSeq lists its product as uncharacterized. The record is from RefSeq and is a predicted model, not a curated record. Gene Ontology annotation, molecular function: protein binding. The transcript has 2 exons. Bases 488 to 1324 code for a protein of 278 amino acids. NCBI's taxonomy places the organism in Eukaryota, Metazoa, Mollusca, Bivalvia, Venerida, Veneridae.
GGAGAAUUAAAUGUGACAGACACAGUCAUGAAUACAUUGAUAUGUACUGUCAGAAUCAUGAUAUUAUUGACUGCUCUACAUGUAUGGCAAUUGAUCACAGAACAUGUAAAGAUGUAUUCUACAUACCAGAAUUCAUUCAAAACAAAUCUUAUCAAGUGGCUUCAAAAGAAAUUCAAACAAAGCUGAAGGCAUUAGCUAAGGCCCUUGCUGCGCAAGCUGACAAAUUUCAACAUGAUAAACAGAACCUUCUGAAAAGAAAAGCUGAGAUACUGGACGAUAUAAGUAAAUUCCGACAAGACAUUAAUGACCAACUUGACAGGCUGGAGAAAGAUCUAUAGAUGAGAUAGAAAAUAAAUUUAAACUUCAUGAAGGCAGGAUUGAAGAAGGUUUAAAACAGCUACAAGAGCAUGUAAGAAAUGUUACUUCAUUUAUUGAUAAAUUAGCCUCUCCAAACCCAAAUGAAGCUGAAUUGUUUGUUCAUGUGAAGAUGGGGGAAGAUGCUGAAAAUGUUGCCAACAAAUUUAUAGAAGAUUCCAGAAUGAAGAUAACAGUUAGUGACAUAAAGUUUAAACCUGACAGGAAAGUUCUUCAAAUCCUGAAACAAAACCAGACAAUUGGCAUGUUGACAGACAAAACUACAAAAAAUGUAGACGAAUUACUCAAAAUUACAGGAGGACAAUCAUACGCUGUCAAAGUUAGGUCUGACGAAAAUGAAUGUGAUAUUUCAAGCGCAUGCUAUAUUGAAAGUUGUGAAAUUAUUCUAGCUGAUUACAACAAUAACAAGCUGAAACGGUUAGAUAGUCACAAUUAUACCAUCACAGACUGCUAUAAUCUACCUGGAGAGCCAUACCAAAUAUGUAAAAUCAAUGAAACUCAAAUAGCAGUUGCAUUACCAUCCCAUCAAGAAAUUCAUUUUAUUUCUGUAGACAGACAAAUGAAAACACCAAACAAGAUUAUAACUGAUUUUAACUGUUUUGGUCUUGCAUAUGCAAAUGAUUGUUUAUAUAUUUCAGAUGAAGGUACAUCAUUAUAUAUCUACACAGUGACUGGCAGGAAACUUAAACAGUUUAGUACUGACCAGUCAGGACAGAAACUUUUCUUUAACAUAUUAAGUCUAGCUGUCAGUGAGGAUGCUACAAGGAUUUAUGUUUCUGCUGUUGAUAAAGGACUGAUAGUACUAGACAACAAUGGUGAGAUUGUGACAACAUUUAAUGAUGAACAAGUACAAUGGGCUAUUUAUUGUCAUCUUACUGAAGCAGGCGGUGUGUUGGUAUCUGGAUAUGAAUCAAUAAUGUUUUACAGUUUACAUCUAAUGGUGAGGUGAUAGGAGAGGUCAUACUAGCUGACACUGAAAAACCCAAAAUUCGGUCAGUUUGUUGUAAUCAACAAAUGUCUAAGAUGUGUAUAAGCAGAGAUGGUGAAGACAGUAUUGAAAUAUACGAUAUCUGAUCACUUAUGUUAUUGAAUACAAACAAGUAUAUGAACAUGGCUAUAGUUAACCAAAUGAUUUUAAAACAUGAAAAAGAAACAACAACAAAAAAACAACAACAAAGGAACAUAAUGGCUCUGAAAUCGCUCACCUGAAUAUAGAAUCUAAAUCUAAAACUGAUAUCACCAAAUCAUAUUUGGUUCUGAAAAAGUACGUGUGUAAAAACAUUACUGGUUGCUAUUCCUAAUGGAAAAACAGUUUUAAAAGAUGUGUACAUAUGAGAAAAAUCAACGACCCCAAAGGGCUUUUAUUUGAACAAAUUUGGUAGACACAUAUAAGAAGAUUCCCCAUGCCUUAUAUCUAACCUCCCGCUCUUUGAGUUUUUUUAAUAGAAGAUUUUUAAGUUUUUCUUUAUACAUAUAAGGAAAACAAAUUACCCUCUUCAGCAUAGUCAAUUUUGACCCCAGGGCUUUUAUUUUAUUAACUUUGUAGACACACAUAAGAACAUUUCUCAUGCUUGAUAUCUAAGCUCUAGCUCUUUGGGUUUUUAAAAGAAGAUUUUUAAAGUUUUUACUUUGUACGUAUAAGAAAAAUCAGUGGCCGUCCUAGGUGUGUCCAAUUAUGAUGUCAGGGCUUUUAUUUGAACAAAAAUGGUAGAUACCUACUAUGUUAAAUAUCUAGACUCUAGCGUUGUGGGUUUUUAAAAGAAAAUUUAUUUUUUGUUCGAAUAUAUACCAAUAAGAAAAUCAGUGACCCCCUGUGGCGGAGCCAAUUUUGACCCCAAGUCUUUAAUUUGAACAAACUUGGUAAACACUAACUCAAAGAUGCUUCGUGCGAAACAUCUAAGCUCUAGGUCUUUGUUUUUGUUGAAAGAAGAUAUCGAAAGAUUUUUCUUUUGGUUGCCAUAGCAAACAGAGUUCUGCAUGGAAGUAAAUUAUUUGAACAAUUUUUAAAGGUGGCCCAAAAUGAACAUUUCUGUGUAGUUUGAGGGGAUGCCGUUUUAAGUAGUUUACGGAAGGACGCCGGACGGACACUGGACAAAAAUUGAUCACAAAAGCUCACAAUUUCAUUUUGUGACAGGUGAGCUAAAAACAGAAAAUCAUACUAAUGUGCUGUGCGAUUUUACAUGUACUUGUUUAUAAUAAAUGGUUACACAAUAAUUCUUUAUCUUAAAAAAAGUUACUAUAUAGAAAUUUGAAAUGUUCUAAUUUGUUGCAAUGAAGCAAAUUUAAGUUUGAUAAAAAAGUUUUACAAAAAGAAUUUUUAUACAGACUAAAGUCGCUGAAACACUUUUAACUUAUUUUUUUCAUUGUAAUUGUUGGGUUUAAAAGGCACAUUAUUUGGCUGUAUCAAAAUAUAUUUUCCUUCUCAUGGCAGAGUUUAUAAUGAUUUAAGAGCAUGUAAGAUUUUUAUCACUUGAAGAAAAUUGCGCUGAAUAUGAAAUUAUUUGUCAUAAAAGUAGACAAAUGAUAACUAAGUGGUAUUUUGACUUCCAAAAAUCACUGUGAUAACUGCCAAAUUUAAGGAAACAGUAGCAAAGGAUAGUUAAAGUAAUAAGUCAGUGUGUAUGUUUUUGGAAACUAAAUAAGAUCACCAAAACAGUUUUUGAGAAAUAAAAGCAUUUAUCGGGCAUUAUGGGCCUUUAAUUUCACGAUCGCAAAGGCAAAUUUAAGCCAAAUCAAAUACAUGUGUUAUCAUU